AUGUUUCGUCAUCCCUUGACCCAGCCCAUCAUGGAACUGAUCGAACAGAUCAUGAAAGUCAGCUCCGUUUCAUGCUGGCUUCACGAAACCGAUGGGCAUUUGGCGAAUGAGAAAUUGCAUUACCACCUGUAUGCAAAGCGCGUGUUACCCGCCGCAGCUCCUGCAGCAGCCCCUGCGGCUCCUGUGUCUGACAAGUUGCCAACCUUCACGGAACAGGUUCUCUGUCAGAAUCAUCAGGUGCAAUUGACGGUUGUGUCUGCAGUCGACGCUUUGGAGCGAGUGGACGGCCUGUCCAAAAUGAUUCCAGGCUUGUAUUGUGCUACACUCUUCCUUCGGAUGGGAGGCCACUUCGUCCGACUGCUGGCUAGUGUGCCAACACUUGUUCGCGAUGUGGGGUACUUCCGAUGGGUGGCUGUGCCGUCAGAGGAGGACAACUCGGGCCGGCGGUACGCUCAAGAGCUGGGUGAGUACUUGGUUGACAACCUUCGGCACAACUCGCGCCAGAUGUCCAGCACAGCUCGCGGAGGACAGGAAGCCGAAGCGAAGGCGACGCGGGCCAUCGUCCGUGUCCUCAUGAGAAGCUUGCCAUGUGUACCGCUGCUGUCGGACUGGGUGAAGUUGGGGCCCAACCUCGACUUCUGGAUGGCAUCUGAGUUUCAAGGUGUGCUCUCAGCCUUGCUCGAGCGAGCGCCUUGGGCCACACAGCUCCCCCAGUACGAUGGCAGCGAAGAUGUUGUUUUCAUCUCCUGGCAGAAGCUGGCCGGAAGCAGAUUUCAUCGGACGAAGCAGAUGCUGUCAAACCACCAGGAGCGAUUUCGCCGGACACUGCUGACCCUGAUCGUGGAGCCGCUCCGCCACCUCCACUCUACCCUGCUGAAGUACGCUCACUCGGCGCCCAACGAUGAAGAGUGGCCGCCACUGCUGCAACAAAUUUGGCCAGCUUGCAGCAAGUUUUACCAAGUCCUGCAGUACUACAGCGUGCUCUUGGAAGGAACUGGCACUCGCCUGAGGCUGCUUUGGCAACUCUCUGGAUGCGAGUCGCUUCAGCAGUGGAUGACUGAGCAUCCUCACGAGGCCCGCGAGGUGAGGUCUCAAAUCCUACUGGCCGCGAUGAACCUUGAGAGACGCUUCUUGGCGACGCUGGACAAGUACCCGUUCAAGCUCUUUGCCUUGGCAGAUCCACGCCGCACAGAUCACGAUGAGAUUGUGGAGGCCUUUUAUGCGAGGCCGGCGUGCUGCUGGAAAGCCGGCCUCGCCAGAGAGCUGAGAAGCAGCUUGGACAAGGGUGCUUUCUUGCAGGGGCUUCCCACUCUGAGGUGGUUGUUCCUUAUGGCAGCGUUUUCUGUGAAGAUCACAGUGGCCCCUGUGGAAAGACGACACGCGACUCACAAACAGUACGCCAACAGAGGCAUGCCCUUCCCGCUGUUCUCAGCAGGCUCCAUUCUUGUCGAAUGCCGCUUCCAGGCGUCUGCUGUUGCACGUAUGUGUGAGGAGCGUGCGCAGCUGCAGAGGAUCCGAGAUGCGCAAGCAGUGGAUGCCGCCGCGCCUGUCAGGUUGCCCCCGUCUGAGCGUCGGCAGCGGCCGGCCGCUGCAGGUGGUGGCCGUUUGAUGCGAGGACAAACAGCCAUGGAGCUCUUCAAGUGGGAUUUCUUGCGGAGAGAGAGGCUUCAGGGCGGAGUGGUGAAUCCGUGCAGUUCCGACACGUGGCAGCGUGUGAAGGAGGCCUGGGCCCGCUUGUCGCCUGAGCAGCGUGCCAGCUUGGAGCGACAGUCCGAAGCCAGCAAGUUGCAGGCUGCUGUGAACAGAAACAUUGUGGCAAACGAGCGAAAAACGGAAGCCAAAAACCAAUUGGCGUUGGCGGCAGAUCCAUCUCCAUCAGAGUCAUCAGAGAGACGGCGCGUGGAUUCCUUGGCAAUCAUGAUCCGGGACCAGAGGCAGGGUGGAGUCCCACAGGCCGCGGGUGUGCGCGAACAGAUGGCGCAGGCAGGUGCCCCAGCCGCUGAGUUUCCCAUCGACCCGGAAGUUGUGACCCGGUUGGCGAAAAGCAGAAGCUUUAACAUCGACGCAUUUUCGAAGAGUUUCAGCGAAAAAGCGGCAGCCAUUGCUGUUGGCGAAACCUUGCCGGAUAAAGUGGAAUAUCCUGCCAGCUGUGGGUGCCUGUGCCGAACCACCAACACGCAGCGGUCCAUUGACAUGCACGAAGAUCUUCUUAACAUCUUGCAAAAGAUUAUCAAGGGCACCGGCCUGAAACAUGUCUUCAUCUCGCAGGCGGCAGUUCUGUUUGCCGCAGAGCAACACGUGGAGGAGUCUGAGUAUGUUGAAGCAUCAAAGCGGGCAUAUGGUCCGGGCUUGUGCUUGCGACACAGCCGGAAAGAUCCCUGCCAGCCGCUCAAACCUCCACGGUCGCCGCUGAAUCAAGGCACAAGCGGCAGGCCAAACGACUUGCUGGCCAGUCUGUCGGAAGAUGCGUGGGCAGCCUCCAUGGUCUUCUUGCAAGAGCAGCCAGUGGAGCGAGUUCGCAUUGUGUUGCUAGAGUGGAAGUUUCCAGCUCAGAGUGCGAGAUUAGACACGUAUGAGAUCACCCAGUCAGGGCAAGAUUUUUGUGCCACGGCGAAUCCCGACCCGCCGGCACCGAGACCCGGAGCCGCGCGUCCUGGCCCCAGUGACGAUGAUCAGGAUAUGUUGCAAGAUUUGACUUCCCGCGACCGACAGCGACAGCGGCGCCAGCCCGCUGCAGUUGUCGUGGACCAGGCGCAAAUGCACAAUCCGCUUGACGACUUGAUUCGCUUGGCAGAAGGGGAGAUCGAUGCUAUCGCGUGCCCUCGUGAAGACGAGGUGGAAGACAAUGCGGAGUCAGAGUCGGAAGAGGAGCACGCCCCGGCAGCAAGGCCUGAACGGAGAGUGCGGCGGGCUUCCAACAGGAGGCCUCAAGCUGCGCAGCAACCUGCUCCCGCACCAGCCCAAGCUGCCGUGCCACUGCCAGCCAUUGACCCGGACAGUCUGUUGUGCGAACCGUCGUCAUGGAACUUCGUGGCCCGCGCCAACAACACACCCGUUGGCCGCAUCCAUUUUCUUGGAGAAACAAGCCUGAAAGCUACAUGCCGCCUCCAUAAGAACUGUGUUACUGCGAUCUCUAUGCCAUCGAACGGCUCCGAGAGGCAAGCUGCAGUCCGGAGAUCCCGCGGAUCUUUGUCCGACCCAACGUUCCAGGAUCUGGAAAGCGAUUUGAAGAAUUGGCUGGCUCAGGGAUUAUCUUGUGGGCCCCAGCAGCAUCAGGCUGCCAGCCUGCAGCUCAGGGCGGAGAGAUGGCACGUGAAAGUUCGGCAGCGGCAGGCUCGGCUUGGGGGGCCGCGUUGUGGUUAG
This is a messenger RNA of Symbiodinium sp. CCMP2592, 3363 nucleotides long. Lineage: Eukaryota; Dinophyceae; Suessiales; Symbiodiniaceae. The record is from the annotation of a GenBank genome assembly.